AUGGCAAAAUAUCAAGUAGCAAAAAGAGUAGUUGUAGGAGUCUCUGUUGUAGGAUUGUUUUUAAAGACAUACGCUGCUUCUAGAAUGGCAAUGCCUGCAAUAUCAGGGCCGAUGUCGCAGAUGUGCUCUUCACAGUUCAUGAAAGGCACGAAUGUUUUAGGAUCCAUGGGGAUUAAUGGAAUGGGUGGUAUAGGAAAUGCAUUCCAGGUGGGCAUGCCAUCUAUUUGUCUUAGAGAGGGAAAGGAUGAUCCUAAUCAAGUUAAGAUGCACCCUCUCGUUAAAAAACUCACCCGAAUGAAGGCAGUGGACUCUCUUCUAAACUUGGACGAUACAAAUUGCACUAUUGGAAAGGUGUCAUCAAAGAGUCAGAUCUGCCAUCUCUUUAAAUUAAUCAAAAGAAAAACCAACACACCAGAAAAAGCAGUUAGUAUUAUUGCAAAUACUGUCUCCUUGGAAGACACCAAGGGUGUUAGUGCAAUGUUUUUGUAUGAGCCAUUUGGCAUUCUGGAUAAAAAGAAGAAGAAGAAGAGAACAAUUGCAGAGAUUAUUGGGCCAGCAAACUCAAACACAACCCUGAAUGAGUUUGAUGACAUUCUCAAGAGAAAUGGUGGCCGUGCAGCACGUAAGAGAAGCAAGUGUGAGGAGUGCUUGAAGUCUCUUAAGAAUGAUCUUGCUACAACUGAUUUGGAGUGCGAUCCAUGCGGCGAAACAAUCAAUAUUCCUUUUGGCAUGAUGGCAGGUGCAGCAUAA
Nematocida ausubeli is the source of this 750-nucleotide messenger RNA. RefSeq lists its product as uncharacterized. NCBI's taxonomy places the organism in Eukaryota, Fungi, Microsporidia. The transcript has a single exon. The coding region runs from base 1 to 750 and encodes 249 amino acids. The record is from RefSeq and is a predicted model, not a curated record.